Thyridium curvatum is the source of this 1488-nucleotide messenger RNA. RefSeq lists its product as uncharacterized. Gene Ontology annotation, cellular component: glycosylphosphatidylinositol-N-acetylglucosaminyltransferase (GPI-GnT) complex. Gene Ontology annotation, biological process: GPI anchor biosynthetic process. The transcript has 2 exons. The coding region runs from base 1 to 1488 and encodes 495 amino acids. Gene Ontology annotation, molecular function: phosphatidylinositol N-acetylglucosaminyltransferase activity. NCBI's taxonomy places the organism in Eukaryota, Fungi, Ascomycota, Sordariomycetes, Thyridiales, Thyridiaceae. The record is from RefSeq and is a predicted model, not a curated record.
AUGGUCAGCGAUUUCUUCUUCCCCCAACCCGGCGGCGUCGAAAGUCACAUCUACCAGCUGUCAAGCAAACUGAUCGACCGUGGCCACAAAGUCAUCAUCAUCACACACAAUUACGAGGGCCGGACAGGCGUACGCUACCUGACCAACGGGCUCAAAGUCUACCAUGUCCCUUUCUUCGUCAUCUACCGCUCCACCACGUUCCCUACUGUCUUCUCCUUCUUCCCCAUCUUCCGCAACAUAGUCAUCCGCGAGCGCAUAGAAAUCGUGCACGGCCAUGGUAGCUUGAGCAACCUGGGACACGAGGCGAUUCUGCAUGCCCGUGCUAUGGGCUUGCGAACCGUCUUUACGGACCACUCGCUGUUUGGGUUCGCCGACGCUACGAGCAUUCUGACCAACAAGCUCUUGAAAUUUGUGCUGAGCGACGUGGAUCAUGUUAUCUGUGUCAGCCAUACAUGCAAGGAGAACACCGUGUUGAGGGCUUCUCUUGACCCCCUUAUGGUCUCCGUCAUCCCUAAUGCAGUCGUGGCCGAGAAUUUCCGGCCACUCAACUACGUGGAACCAUCACCAGCGCCGCCACUGGGGGAGACCAAUGGGCACCCCUUCGGCACUGCACCGGCGGCGGUCCCGCAUCACCAACUGGGACCGCACGACCCCAUCACCAUUGUCGUCAUCUCCCGCCUCUUCCAGAACAAAGGCACCGACCUGUUGACGGCGGCCAUCCCGCGCAUCUUGGAGAAUCACACCAAUACGCGGUUUAUCAUUGCUGGCGACGGGCCCAAGGGCAUCGAUCUGGAGCAAAUGAUCGAGCAGAACGUCCUCCAGGACCGCGUCGAGAUGAUCGGGCCCGUGCGCCACGAGGAGGUCCGCGACGUCAUGGUCCGCGGCCACAUCUACCUGCACCCUUCGCUGACCGAGGCCUUUGGCACGGUCAUCGUCGAGGCCGCCAGCUGCGGCCUUUACGUCGUGUGCACCCAAGUCGGCGGCAUCCCCGAGGUCCUACCCUCGCACAUGACCGUCUUUGCGCGGCCGGAGGAGGACGACAUCGUCGCGGCGACGGGCCGCGCCAUCGCCGCCCUGCGCGCGGGCCGCGUCCGCACCGACAAGUUCCACGAGCAGGUCAAGAACAUGUACUCGUGGACCAACGUGGCCAAGCGCACCGAGCGCGUCUACCACGGCAUCUCGGGCGCCAUCGGCGAGGCCGAGUUCUACGGCUACGAGAUCGCCGGGGCGGCGCCCGCGGGCGGCCAGGCGCGGUCGGGCGUCCGGAGCUUCGCGCUCAUCGACCGCCUCAAGCGGUACUACGGCUGCGGCGAGUGGGCGGGCAAGCUGUUUUGUCUGUGCAUCGUGCUCGACUACCUCUUGUUCCUGGCCCUCGAGUUCUGGUACCCGCGCGCCGACAUCGACAUCUGCCGCGACUGGCCACGGAAGGCUGUGGAGAACGGGGGCAGGGACAGCAGCAAGGAUGGCGGCAAGGAUGGCGUCAAGUGA